Messenger RNA from Cetraspora pellucida, 733 nucleotides. The record is from the annotation of a GenBank genome assembly. NCBI's taxonomy places the organism in Eukaryota, Fungi, Glomeromycota, Glomeromycetes, Diversisporales, Gigasporaceae.
UAAGUGCAACCUUAGGACAAUUACUACAAUACCCAAACCAAAGAAAGAACUUAGCUGGCAUAUUAAGACGACCAUUACCCCCACACGAGGCAAACUUAUUAAAUUCAGAGACAACGCGAAGAACCACCGCAGCUCGAUGCUAUGUAAGAAUCCAUAAUAAUCCGGUAAUAGCGGUUCUAGACUCAGGUGCAGCCAUAAGCAUUAUGUCUAGUAAACUAAGGCAUAAAUUAGGGUUAGAAAUUAAUGAUAAUUCAAUAACCACGGUAAUAAUGGCAACCAGUGCACGUGCAAAGACUCUGGGUAGGGUAAAGGACGUUGAAAUAACAAUUCAAGACGUGAGGGUACCAAUUUUCUUACAAAUAAUAGAAUUCCCAGAAGAAACCCUAUUAUUAGAAACCGAUUGGUUCCAAAAAGCCAACGCCCAACUAUAUUUCGAUAGUCAAAAGUUGCGUAUAUCGAAUGACGAAAAAGCAGUAGAAAUCCCAAUCUCCAAUACAGGCAUCGAAACACUUACACCAAGUUAUGGAAAACAGGAAUAUGAUAGUGAUGGAGGUGAUACAUUUGAUGAGUUUGACUAUGAAGAGGACAAUCUGGAGGAAAUAGACAGGUAUUUUACAGAUGAAUGGUCAGAGGUAGAUAACCAGCAAUUAGGUCAAGAAAGAGAAAGCGAAGAAAACCCAGCACUAUUCCUUACCGAUAUAAACGAACCCCCACUUAACGAAACAGAAGGAAA